Molecule: messenger RNA, 2493 nt
Organism: Punica granatum (pomegranate)
Lineage: Eukaryota; Viridiplantae; Streptophyta; Magnoliopsida; Myrtales; Lythraceae
Source: RefSeq, a predicted model, not a curated record
ACUCAACUCUGUCGACAAAUCAUCAUCAAAUUUCCGAAAAGUAAAAAAAGUGGAGUUUCCCUCGAGCUAAACACCAAGACAGAACAAUUUCCAGAACGCACCAGAACUCCCCUGCAUCUUCUCGACUGAUCCUCCCUUCCGUUCCACCUGUCUCCCUCUCCGCCGCUCAGCUCAGCUCCUUCACCGCCCCUCCAGCGUAUAAACUUCCACGACCGGCCACCCACCCUACUCAUAUAUAUCCACCUUUCCUACCCGAGUUCCAUAGCUAUAAAGACUAAAGUUCUGCCCUUACAUUGUCACUGCCCAGGCGAAAGAGUAAAGUAGAUAGUUUCAAAUUUACUUCGUAACAUGGCUUCAUCCAGGGCCGAAGGUAAGGCGAUCGGGAUCGAUCUCGGGACGACGUACAGCUGCGUUGGUGUGUGGCAGCAUGACCGGGUCGAGAUCAUCCCCAACGACCAGGGGAACCGCACCACCCCCUCCUACGUGGCCUUCACAGACACCGAGCGGCUCAUCGGCGAUGCUGCCAAGAACCAGGUCGCCAUGAACCCCCGCAACACCGUGUUCGACGCCAAGCGCCUCAUCGGCCGGCGGUUCUCUGACCCGACCGUGCAGAGCGACAUGCUCCACUGGCCCUUCAGGGUCAUCCCUGGGCCGGGGGACAAGCCGAUGAUCGUGGUCACGUACAAGGGCGAGGAGAAGCAGUUCGCGCCCGAGGAGAUCUCCUCAAUGGUCCUUACCAAGAUGAAGGAGGUGGGCGAGUCCUUCCUGGGCCAGACCAUCAAAAACGCGGUCGUGACCGUCCCGGCCUACUUCAACGAUUCCCAGAGGCAGGCCACGAAGGACGCUGGGGCGAUCGCGGGGUUGAACGUCUUGAGGAUCAUUAACGAGCCGACUGCUGCUGCGAUCGCGUAUGGGCUCGACAAGAAGGCCUCCAGGACAGGGGAGAAGAAUGUUCUCAUAUUCGACCUCGGCGGCGGGACCUUUGAUGUCUCGAUCCUGACGAUCGAGGAAGGGAUCUUCGAGGUCAAGGCCACCGCUGGGGACACUCAUCUCGGGGGCGAGGACUUCGACAACAGGCUGGUGAACCACUUCGUGCAGGAGUUCAAGAGGAAGCAAAAGAAAGACAUCAGCGGAAAUCCUCGUGCUUUAAGGAGGCUGAGGACUGCGUGCGAGCGGGCCAAGAGGACCCUGUCUUCCACCAGCCAGACGACCAUUGAGAUCGAUUCUUUGUACGAGGGGGUCGACUUCUAUGCCACGAUCACGAGGGCAAGGUUCGAGGAGCUCAACAUGGACCUGUUCCUCAAGUGUAUGGAGCCCGUCGAGAAGUGCCUCCGUGAUGCUAAACUGGACAAGGGUCAGGUGAAUGAUGUAGUGCUUGUGGGCGGGUCGACUAGGAUUCCGAAAGUGCAGCAGCUGCUGCAGGAUUUCUUCAAUGGCAAGGAACUCUGCAAAAGCAUUAACCCUGACGAGGCCGUGGCCUAUGGGGCGGCUGUCCAGGCAGCAAUCCUGACGGGAGAAGGGGAUGAGAAGGUCCAGGACCUACUCCUCCUCGAUGUGACCCCUCUCAGCCUCGGCCUUGAGACAGCUGGUGGCAUCAUGACGGUCCUGAUCCCGAGGAACACCACGAUCCCGACCAAGAAAGAACAGGUCUUCUCAACCUACUCUGAUAACCAGCCUGGAGUCUUGAUCCAGGUCUAUGAGGGGGAGAGGGCACGCACCAAGGACAACAAUCUCUUGGGCACCUUCGAGCUGAAGGGCAUCCCUCCCGCACCAAGGGGAGUGCCCCAGAUCAAUGUCACCUUCGAUAUCGAUGCUAAUGGGAUCCUGAACGUCACGGCAGAGGACAGGACUGCAGGGCUGAAGAAUCAGAUUACGAUCACAAAUGAUAAGGGGAGGCUGAGCAAGGACGACAUCGAGAGGAUGGUGCAGGAGGCAGAGCGGUACAAGGCCGAGGACGAGGAGGUGAAGAAGAAGGUCGAGGCCAAGAAUUCAUUGGAGAACUAUGCAUACAACAUGCGGAAUACUGUCCGGGACGAGAAGUUUGCUGGCAAGCUUGACCCAGCGGACAAGGAAAAGAUCGAGAAGGCAGUGGAUGAAACGAUAGACUGGCUCGACAGGAAUCAGCUGGCUGAGGUGGAAGAGCUGGAGGACAAGUUGAAGGAAUUGGAGGGGCUGUGCAACCCCAUCAUUGCCAAGAUGUAUCAGGGAGCUGGAACCGGGGAGGGGCCGAUGGGAGGCGGGACUGAGAUGCCACACGGAGGAUCUGGGUCGGAUGGCACUGGGGCUGGUCCGAAGAUUGAGGAGGUUGAUUGAGCAUGUGUGAUUGGUAGUCCAGUGUUAGUAUGUUACGGAGAUGUGUCAGUCUUUAGGCUUAUUAUGGUUUCGUACGGUUUGAUCUCUUUUGUAGGUUUGUACAGAACAGAAGAGGUGGUGUGAGUUUACGGUUAUUCAAUGCAGGAGCCUUUUAGAACCGAAAUUGUUAGAAUCUCUAAA